CCAAUUGACAUUGGGUUUAUGUAUUGGUAUAAUACAGAUCCAAACUAGCUGAAAUUAGAAGCUCACAGUUCAGUUUGGAAGAAUAAAGGAAGGAACAAACAAGCAACAAUGAAAUUGCCCAUUCUGCUGGAUUUACCAAAAGAAGAAUUAGAAGACUUAGUCGAUAAAGCAAAGGAUUGGGCGCUUAUACAUGGAAUAUGUUUGAGAUCGAAAAAAGUGUUUGAUAGAAAUAUCUUGCAAUUCGCACCGUUUACUCUUUUUCCAUCACCAUUUCCCCGAGAGGAAUUCUAUAACGCCUGUGAUAUUCAAAUCAUUUUGAAUAUACUUAUACAUAGAGUAGCUCAUGAUUAUGAUUUUUUGAAAAAUACUUUGUGUGAGACUAUAAAAGUGGACGAUUUUACUAAAAACUUAUUUAAUAUCUAUAACAUUAUUCACAAGGAAGGUGUUGCUCAGAAAAUAUCUCUUGGCAUAUUACGCUCAGACCUAAUGUUAGACACAAGUUGUCCCAAAAAAGAUAUUAAAAUGCUCAAAUCUCACUGCUGCUGGAAACAAGUUGAGAUAAAUACAAUUGCUUCUGGAUUUGGUUGGUUAGGACCUGCAUCCAUGCAGCUACAUAAGUUUGUCUUGCAGGAACUUGGCUAUAUGGCUGAGCUGAAAAAUCUUCCUGAAAAUAAUGCUCUACAAGCACUUUGUUCUAGUUUCAUAGAAGCAUGGAAUUUAUACGACAAUCCACAAGCAGUUAUUUUGUUUGUUAUUGAAGACACUACAUAUAAUAUUUGCGAUCAGCGCUUUCAUGAAUAUGAAAUUCGUAAGCAAAAUUCAGACAUAAAAGUAAUUCGCAGAAAUUUAACGCAAUUAGUGACUACUGCAAGACUAGGUCCCAAUAAGGAGCUAAUAGUAAGUAGUUAUGUCGUAGCAGUAGUUUACUACAGGUGUGGUUAUGAGCCUGGUCAGUAUCACACUCAAAAAGAAUGGGACGUAAGGUUGCUGAUCGAGAGGUCAUUGGCAAUCAAAUGCCCGAGCAUUCAAUAUCAUUUAGCUGGUACAAAGAAAGUUCAACAAACUCUUGCAAAGCCCGGUAUGGUUGCACGUUUCUUAAAAGAUGAAAAAACUGCAGCGAAAAUCAAAGAAGUAUUUACUGGUCUUUAUCCAUUGGAUUUUGAUGAAUUUGGAAAUGCUGCUGUAGAAAUGGGUAUUUCAAACCCUCAUUGUUUCGUGUUAAAGCCACAGAGAGAAGGCGGUUGUAAUAACUUGUAUGGAACAGAUAUCAAAAAUUUUCUAGAAUCUGUAAAAUCUAAACAAAAUCGAGUAGCUUGGAUUCUUAUGGAUCGAAUUUAUCCACCAGUGCACAGAAAUUAUGUUGUGAAAUGUGGAAAUGAAAAUAUGAAUUUAGAAAUGAAAGAACUAGUCUCAGAGUUAGGUAUAUUCGGUAUUAUCAUUGGAGAUAAUAAGAAUAUUAUAAUAAAUAAACAGGCUGGUCACAUGUUAAGAACAAAAUUAUCCACUGAUAAUGAAGGUGGUGUGGCUACUGGUUUAGCUUUACCUGAUGUUAUACAUGCGGUGGCCAAAUAUGAAGUGGGACAUGAACCACGAGAGAUCUUUUUCUUCCGAGAAGGUAGCAUUGUUAUGUGGAAUAUUUCUGAUCUCGAAUGUGGCAACGUAUUGCAAUUUUUGAGACGUUACGAGCAAAAUCGUUACACAGAAGAAUUGGUUCAAACUGAAAGCGAGUUAAUGAAUUAUACUUAUGCAGAUUCCGGGAAAAAGAGUCACUUGAAGGAUGGCGACAUUAUCUUGGCACAAGAAGCAGGAAAUUUGGAUAAGUACACAUUUUCCAAUGCCAUGGCACAAUCUGUCAAGUUAGGCAUAUGGGAGGCAUCGUUAAAUCGUUAUGUCGAUUCAAUUGAAUUUGUUACGGAAGAUCUAAAGUUUGGUAAGAAGAUUCAGAUGACGCAGCACGAGGUAUUGAGAAAACAGGGUGAAUUGUUCGCUCUCAGACACCGUAUCAAUUUAACGUCGGAUCUGUUGGAUACACCUGAUUUCUACUGGGAACGAGACGAUUUGGAAAGUUUGUAUCAACAAACCUGCGGAUAUUUUAGCAUCGCGAAACGUACGAAAGUAAUGAACGAGAGAUUAAAUCACUGUUUGGAACUGGUAAGCAUCUUGUCGUCGCACUUGAGCGAUCGUCAUCACGUACGUUUGGAAUGGAUGAUUAUCAUACUUAUUAUGGUAGAGGUCGCUUUCGAAGUUUUGCAUUACAUCGAUCGGUAUCUUGUAAAAUAAUGACUUAAUAAAUAAUAAAUAAUACAAAAGCUGGAUAAUAAUCUAUGUAUAUUAUGUAUAUAUAUUUUUUAAAUAUACUGAUAUAAGACAGGAUUGUUCGUUGAAUUCCUUGUUAUUUAAUAUACUGACGGCAGAUCUGGAGGAAGAGAUGGGAAAAGUUAAAUGGAAGGAGCGGAAGAAGAGAUGCUAGGAGAUAAGAAGGUAUAUGGUUUGACUUACACAGAUGAUAUAGUUUUACUGGCCGAGGCUGAAGGGAGCAUGAGGAGUAUGAUAGAGAGAUUAGAGAAGUGAAAGGAAGGGAUUGGAGUUCAAUAGAGAAAAAAACUAAAAUAAUGAGAUUCAGGAAAAGGGGGUAAGAGCAAUAAGGUGGACUGGAGAUGGAAGGAUAAAGUGAUAGAAGAAAUAAAGAAUUCAAAUAUCUGGGAUGUACGUUGCAAAGGAAUGAGGGGCAGAAGGCGCAAAGAAAAGAGUAACGAAAGCACCGGCAGUGAUGGGACAAGUAUAGAGGAUUGAGAAAAGAAGAUUCAGCAUAAUUGGAAGAGAAGGACGUGAUUAUUUGACGCGUUGAUAUGGGCUAUGGUGAGUUAUGGGGUGGAAAUCUGGGAUUGGAAAGAGAGGAAGGGGAUGGAGGAGUUGCAAGAUAAAUAUUUAAGGUGGGUGUUAGGGGUGGAGGGAAAGACGCCAAGCUACACGAUAAGGGAAGAAAUGCAAAAGUAAGAGGAAGGGAAAAAGGGCUUGGGCAUUUGAAGAGAGAUUGAAGGGUGGAGAGGGAAGUUUUUUGACACAGUUAUGUUUAGAGGAGAUAAGAGAUAAUGUAAGGAAUGGGAAAAAGUGAGAAGAUUGGGAGAGAGGAAGGGGACAAUAUUUCGAGGACAGGGGGUUGGAAUUGGAAAGCUGAGUUGGCGAAGCCUGGAGGGAGGGUUUAGAUUCGAAGAGAAAAGGGAUAGGGAAAUGCAGAAGGAAAAAAGAUGGGAAAAGAUAAGGAAAGCGAAAUAUAAUAGAUGGUAUGGAUGGAUAAAGGGAGAAGGGAUUCCGGCAUAUUUAAAGAAAGGAUAAGGAGAGAGGAGAUGUAGGAGGAUAGCUAAGUUUAGAUUAGGGAAUGAGAUGAAGGAAGAGAGAUAUUGGAAAGGAGAGGAGGAAAAGAAAUGUAGGCUAUGGGGUGGGAAUGGGGUGGAAUCAUGGGAGCAAGAAUGGGAAGAGUGUAGGAGUUGGAGUGUAGUAUGAAGGGAGUUGGCAGGAGGUUGUAGCAUUUUGGGAAAAGAGGGUGAAGGAUGGAUGAGAGAUAGGAGAAAAAAGGAAAAAAGUGGAGGAGAGAGGGAGAGAUCCCCAUCCUUCCCCACAUUCCUUGAUGGGGAAGAGAGAGAGAGAGAGAGUAAGAAGGAGAAGAGGUGAAGAAGGCUCUGCGGGGAGGAUUGAUGAAUUAUUGUAGUUUUUGAGAAUGAAAGAGGUGGAGAUAUUACAGCGGAAGCGCAAGUCUGGGCACAGGG
Messenger RNA from Acromyrmex echinatior (Panamanian leafcutter ant), 3767 nucleotides. RefSeq names its product glutathione synthetase. Gene Ontology annotation, cellular component: cytosol. Gene Ontology annotation, biological process: glutathione biosynthetic process; positive regulation of mitochondrial translation. Gene Ontology annotation, molecular function: glutathione binding; ATP binding; glutathione synthase activity. Lineage: Eukaryota; Metazoa; Arthropoda; Insecta; Hymenoptera; Formicidae. The record is from RefSeq and is a predicted model, not a curated record.